ACAGCUGCUUUGCUGGAAAAGCGACCCUCCGCUGCUGCUGCUUCGGCUCGUCUGUGCGGUACCAACAUCCUGUCGUCGCCGCGCACGACAGAUGUAGAUGGGUGCUAAUAGCAUCGUUGUGCCGUGACGAAAAACAUCGACGAACGACAGGCUUCCGAUGACAGCUAACGGCGCCAGCGUUGGCGCUCGCUGAAGCCCCCGGCGACUGAAGAUCGACAGCCGCUCAGCUGUGGGCAUCGCAAUCGGCGUCGCGGAAUACAUCCAGGAACAUCCGAGAGGUUCUUUAAAAUUGUAGUUGGCCGACUACGCCCAUCACCAACAUGGCAACGAAAUAUGCGAAUUUCAGCUCUGGGUCCGGAGGAUCCUCGCACGGAGAAUUUCAGAGUCUUUCACAGACGAUAGGAACAAAUGUCCAAAAAAUCAGUCAGAAUGUGGGGUCUAUGAAAAAGAUGGUGCAGCAGCUGGGGACUUCACAAGACUCUGAGUCGUUGCGGUCACAGCUGCACCAGAUCCAGCAGUACACCAAUCAGCUGGCCAAGGACACCAAUGGGCAGCUCAAGGCCCUGGCGGCCAUGCCCUACGGGGAGCAGGGCGCCGGCCGCCUGCUGCGCGAGAAACUCACCAACGACUUCUCCGAGGCCCUGCACCACUUCCAGCUGGUGCAGCGUGCCGAGGCUGACAAGGAGAAGGACUCGGUCAAGCGCGCCCGCGCCGCCUCGGGCAUCGGGUUUGAGUCAUCGAGCAGCCGGGGUGGCGCAGGCAACCUGAUUGAGUUGGCUUCGCCGGUGCAAGCGCAGCAGCCGCAGCAGCAGCAGGCACAGAGCUUUGCCCAAAUGGACGAGCAGGUGAACAUCGAGAUGCUCCGGGAACGGGAACAAGCCAUCCGCAAACUUGAGAACGACAUUGUGGAUGUGAAUGCAAUAUUCAAGGACCUUGCGACGUUGGUUCACGAUCAAGGAGACAUGAUAGACAGCAUUGAAGCAAAUGUGGAGAGUGCCGCGGUGCAUGUUGAAGAAGGGGUCCAGCAAGUUGCAAAGGCGAGGCAGCAUCAGGAGAAGGCUCGGAAGAAGAUGUUUUGUCUGUUUAUCAUCGGCGUUAUCGUUCUGGCCACACUGAUAACGAUAAUUGUAGUGUCCGUCAAGAGCUAACCUGAACGAGGCAACAUUGCAGGGAGCCUGCCUGUUCGUCUGGCUGUGUGUCCGAGGCCGUGGAAAAACAACAGGGGGAAUUGAAGAAAGAAAGAAAAGAAAAAAAAAACUCCACCACCUUUGCACGUCUGCUUGGAAGAUGACCUUGUCGACGACAUCUCGAACUGUGCUCGCGGCUCACUAUUUACCGGCAAACGAAGUGCCGCCGGCUCCGUAACAUUCCACGCAGAGAUUUAGUUGUCCAAAGAGGUCUGAGCUUGUUGGGUGUUUUUGCGGCUAGAAGGGACAUGGCGUGAGUUUGUUUGCUUAGUUGGCACGCUAAUUCCUACUGUUGUUAUGGAGCCGAGUCACUUUGGACGCAGAGACAAAAGCUAACCAUGCACGAGUCUUACCCUUCCAUCGACCAUGUUUGUUUCUUUUUUCUUUUUUGUUUGCCCUUCCCCCCUCCUCUUGUCUGUUGGCCUAAAUAGCCAGUGAUGUACAUACACUAAUAUAUUCUGGUUGCUCAGACAAGGGUACACCAUUGUCCUGUUUGAAGUGACAAAUAAAACAGUAUGCAAAGAA
Molecule: messenger RNA, 1712 nt
Organism: Rhipicephalus sanguineus (brown dog tick)
Lineage: Eukaryota; Metazoa; Arthropoda; Arachnida; Ixodida; Ixodidae
Product: syntaxin-12
Exons: 9
Coding region: 321-1148 (275 amino acids)
Biological process (GO): vesicle fusion; intracellular protein transport; vesicle-mediated transport
Cellular component (GO): synaptic vesicle; SNARE complex; membrane
Molecular function (GO): SNAP receptor activity; SNARE binding
Source: RefSeq, a predicted model, not a curated record